Molecule: messenger RNA, 4267 nt
Organism: Aedes albopictus (Asian tiger mosquito)
Lineage: Eukaryota; Metazoa; Arthropoda; Insecta; Diptera; Culicidae
Exons: 2
Coding region: 698-3631 (977 amino acids)
Source: RefSeq, a predicted model, not a curated record
GUUGCGACGCCGUGGUAAGUUUUAAAGAGUCAUUGAACAGGCCUAACAAUGAGCAUCACUAGUCUCAGCAUAACGCUGCAUGAUAGCUGACACGCAGUUGUCAUAGUAGAGUAGAGUGGAGAAAGAAGGAGGAAUUUGUUUACCCUUGAGCGAAGAUCGCGAUCGCGUUUAAAACAAAGUGAAUUCGAACAAACUACGUUCAGAGAUUGCCGUUUAUUAGCACUAUCUUUUGUGUAUUAUUUGACCUAGGAGGUCCAAAAGUCGGUGUAGAUCACUCUAAAACCUCAUAGCUGCGGUGAAUUUGCAGCACAUAUACAACAGAAGCCAGUAUUGCAAAUAGGGGAGAAAGGCCCGUUUUGUACACUGUGAGCAAACUGUAAGUAGAUGCAAAAACAAAAAAGAAACUUAUCUGUUACCUGAAUUAUUUGUGUGUCCCCAUUUGGACAGGUUAGGGUAAAGGCACCAAAAUCCAUCACGGGAUAAAUCGUAGGAGAAGUAGUGGGACAGAAAACCACUUCUUGUGAGUAUUUAGUUUGAGUUAGAUUAGAAAUGUUGUUAUAAUUCAUUAAAUAAAUUUCAGUUUUGAGCGUUGCUGAAAACCAAUCAGCUGCUGUGAAAAAUUUGGUUUCCCUUCGGGAACAUUCUCAAAAAAGAAGUGAUACGAAGUGUCGCUGUGAGAAGUUCGUCCUACCCGCAAAUGGCUUCUGAUUCCGAAUCCGCGAAGGACAAAACCGUCCGAAAUCUCACGGAAACUUCUUGUGGGAUAUGCGGUGCCUCGAUCUGUGACGAAAUGAUGGUUGAAUGUGAUGGAUGUACGAGGUGUUUUCAUAUCCGAUGCGUGGGUAUCCAGUCAAGUAAACUACCCAAAAAUUGGUACUGCCACAGCGAGGCCUGUCAGGAGAAAGCCCUGGAGUAUCAAAAACAGAAGAAGCAGACUCGCAGUCGGAAGCAAACCGAAGAGUCUGACAAAGCCAGCGUCAACUUUCGCUCGGAGGCAUCUAUCGUUGAAACCAGAGUCAGAGCGCUAGAAGAUCGUCAUAAGCGGCAGUUGGAAGAGCUGGAAGUGGAAAUGCAGCUGCGGAAGAAGGAGCAGGAGAUGCAGCGGGCGUUCGAAAAGAAGAAGAUGGAGAUGGAGCUGCAAAUGAGUGCAGAGGAAGAAGAAGAAAAGGGUGUUUGGCAGGCGAAGAUGCUCCAGAAGAAGAGAGGCCAAAUCCAGCGGAUGAAAGCGAACUGGGAGUCGUUCGAGAAGCAGAUGGCGGACUUGGACAAGGAGUUAGCGGGGCUCUCGAGCGGCAAGGUGCUACCAGCGUCGAAAAGCUUUGCGGAUGUUAUGUUUGUGAGUCCAUCCGGCAAAUCCAACCAAAACGCGUUGAAGCUGAUGAAGGCGAACAUCAUGGAGUCCGUGGAAGACGACGAAGGUACCGAGGGCAAGAGUGAGGUUGACGAAUACUGCGAAAAUUCGGAUCGGCACAGCCAGAGUUCCGAUUCGUCUAUGGGGGAGAAGGUCAAGAAAAAUGUGUCGUUGAGAAACUGGAAGCAGGUCAACAGUGGAAGCCAAAACGGGCUGGGGCAACAGCAGCCCAGACCGACAAAGGCACAGCUCGCUGCCAGGCAGGGGUUAACGUACAAGCUCCCCAAAUUUUCGGGCAAACCAGCACAGUGGCCACUGUUUUACGCCGCCUACAAAGCGUCCAACGCAACAUGUGGCUACAUGAACCAUGAAAAUCUGAUGCGGCUGCAGGAAGCGCUCGAAGGUGAUGCUCUCGAGUUGGUGAGCGGACAGCUUCUUCUUCCCGAAACAAUCCCAAGGGUCAUCGAGAAGCUGCGUCGCCAUUACGGCCGUCCUGAGCAGCUUCUUGAAAGUCUGCUGGACAAAAUCAAUCGACUAGACCCUCCUCAACCGGACAGCCUGAAGAGUUUCAUCCCAUUCGGAAACACGGUGGAACAACUCUGCGACCAUAUGGAGGCAGCGGAUAUGCGGCAGCAUCUCGUGAACCCGUUGCUGAUCAAGUCGCUGGUCGCAAAGCUACCGGAUCGUGAAAAGCGCGAGUGGGUCCACUACCGUAGAGGACGUGGCGAAGUAACUUUGCGAACACUUACGGACUUCCUGAUGGAUAUAGUAGCAGAUGCUUGCGAAGCCAACGUCGACAUGGAGUUUGAGCAGCUACACCAAUCCAUCACAAUUCCUCAACCAGAGGAAAGUGAGGAGCACGCUGGACUAUACUGUCACAGCGUGACCACCAAUUCAGCAGCAAAUGUCAGCAAGGAGAAGACCCACCGCAGAGAAUUCCACAACUCGUCAAUGCAUCCGGUCGAAAAUACGUUCGGAUUAAGUGCAAACGACCAUGCAAACUGCGCGGUCUUGUUCCGGAUCGUUCCGGUACAGUUGCACUAUAAGGGAAAAACGAUUUCAGUGUUGGCGUUCCUGGACGAAGGUGCUUCCGUCACGCUGAUGGAGCAAAAGCUCGCCGACCGUCUGGGCGCGGUCGGAGUACAAGAGCGAUUGACCAUCCGAUGGACAGGAGACGUUUCCAGAGUGGAGGAUUCACGGCGUAUGAGUCUGUGGACAUCAAGUUCGAGUGCUAAUGCCAGCGACAAAACGUUGCUGCACACUGUCCACACAGUCCAAAACCUGAAGCUACCGCACCAGAAGCUAGACUACGAGGAGAUCGCUGCGCAGUACGCCCACUUGCGAGGACUUCCUAUAGAGUCGUACGAAGGUCAGCCAAAACUGCUCAUCGGUGCGAACAACAUUCAUUCGUUUGCUCCGAUGGAAGCAAGGGUAGGAAAUCCGAUGGAACCGAUCGCUGUUCGGACAAAUCUCGGGUGGACAGUCUACGGCCCAAGAUAUUCGACCAGCGUGGCAGCCAGUAACUAUCUGGGCUACCACCAGCAAAUUAUCAGUGUAGACCAGCAUAAGCAUUUCAAAAGCCGUUAUGCGACGGAAGAUACAAUGAGAGCACUCUCUCAGGAAACAGAUGAAGAGAAAGAACUCCAGCGAAGCCCGGAGCGCACCAACAAGCCGACCAGCAAUUGCUUCGAAACUGAAUUGCUCGGGAAAAUAGAUGAUCUGCAAAUUCCGGACAGUUAUCCUAGGACACUGCCUACAAAGAAGCGCUUCGAGAAAAACCAGAAGCGAUGUGGCAAUUUCGCGGCUCCGCCAAAACAGAGGUUGGUAAUCGAGGGGACAACAACAAAGCGCGUGUCGGUGCAGGAAGCAUAUUCUCGACGAGAAGAGCAGCCAAAAGCACAGAGGUCAGGCAGUUGGUCUGUAUUGAUGAACACAAGUAGCAGUAAGUGGAAGCGCCAAUCGGGAAGUUCGCCAGAGAAUAUACAGCAACAAUCCAAGUGCAUCGAUGAGCAAAAUCCGCUCAAGUUGGGUGACUCUGAAUUCGGGAUCCACAGCGAAAAUCGAAGGUCGUUGAAGCGAGAAGAUGUAGAGGUAAAUAUGCAGAGCUCGGAUGGACGAAUCCGACAAGCACGCGUGAGUCCGCUGAUGAUACAAAAUCGAAUCGACGUCGUUGAAAGGAACGGUAAAUUCGAGAAUGCCGAAUGUUACGGGCUGGGGUGUUGCGACGCCGUGGUAAGUUUUAAAGAGUCAUUGAACAGGCCUAACAAUGAGCAUCACUAGUCUCAGCAUAACGCUGCAUGAUAGCUGACACGCAGUUGUCAUAGUAGAGUAGAGUGGAGAAAGAAGGAGGAAUUUGUUUACCCUUGAGCGAAGAUCGCGAUCGCGUUUAAAACAAAGUGAAUUCGAACAAACUACGUUCAGAGAUUGCCGUUUAUUAGCACUAUCUUUUGUGUAUUAUUUGACCUAGGAGGUCCAAAAGUCGGUGUAGAUCACUCUAAAACCUCAUAGGUAAGCAACGAAAGUGCAAUGAUUAGUGUAGGAGAAAUAAUAAUUGCAAAAACACUUCCUCAGCUGCGGUGAAUUUGCAGCACAUAUACAACAGAAGGCAGUAUUGCAAAUAGGGGAGAAAGGCCCGUUUUGUACACUGUGAGCAAACUGUAAGUAGAUGCAAAAACAAAAAAGAAACUUAUCUGUUACCUGAAUUAUUUGUGUGUCCCCAUUUGGACAGGUUAGGGUAAAGGCACCAAAAUCCAUCACGGGAUAAAUCGGAGGAGAAGUAGUGGGACAGGAAACCACUUCUUGUGAGUAUUUAGUUUGAGUUAGAUUAGAAAUGUUGUUAUAAUUCAUUAAAUAAAUUUCAGUUUUGAGCGUUGCUGAAAACCAAUCAGCUGCUGUGAAAAAUUUGGUUUCCCUUCG